GCCCGUAUCACACCAGUUGAAGCACUCCCGAGGCGCGAUGGGGAACACGCCCUCCACGCCACCCCCGCUCGUCUCCAUUAACGCACCCGGCAACGACGUCCUCGUCCCGUACGGCACGAGUUUGUAUGCUAUUCCGCCCCUAACGCCUGGAUACCACCCGCCUCAUGCGCAUGGCAACUGUAAAGGCGCGGGCUGUCAAGGUGCUUCAUCCUGUCAUGCAUCUGCGCCUCGAGGCCCAGUGUACACUCGCGUUGGCACAAGACCGCGUCGACAACGACACGGGCACACAGAGCCGGAUGUGAAUAUCCGUGAGUAUGAGUAUGAGGAAGAUAGCAGGAGUACAGAGUUAGGUGAGUUGCCAGAGACUGUGAGGAUGAGGAAGGGGAGUAAGAUGCAGGGUCCGAGACAACAUGGAGGAAGGAGAGGGAUGCCGGGACCGUAUGAUGGGGAUCCAAGGCCGAGUAGUGCGCCGGUGGGGUAUAUGGGGAUGAGAGGAGGGCAAGGGUAUCCGGGGAUGCAUCCAGGUGUGGAAGAUAUGGGCGUGGGGAUGGGUAUGGAUCCGAGUGUGAUGCGUCCUGGUAUGUAUCCAGGCGUGUAUCCGACAGGUCCUGGUAUGCCACCGCAUAUGUCAGUGCCGCCACAAUACGCUUCUCACGAGUCGAUGCAUCGUUACCCUCCUGGUAUGGGCGGCAUGCACAGCGCGAACCCGUACGCGGCUCAUCCACCUCGACCACCACCGCCGAGUACAAGCUCUCCGCCACCGAGUCCGAAACGAAUAUCGCCAGCCGUUCAAGCGGCUAUUGAUGCAGCGGUACAAAAGAGUGCUGAAAUGGCUGGCAAAUCCAGAUCCACACCUACUAGGUCGAGAACCUCACCAGCGGCAUUGGCAAAAGACAAGAACAAUGAAUGGGGCGAGGGAAUUGAUACCUGCAUUUGCACGACAGAUUGCAAGUGUCGAAAGGGCGAGCGCGCAGCUGGUUGGUACGAAGGCGUGGCUGAUAUUGACGGUGAGGAGGUUCCUGUUCGAGGCAAGUUGAAUACUCGAUGGGUGCUAGUUGAUGAUCUUGGAAAAGACUGCGGUGAUCAUACGGAUUGUAAGAAGAGCUCCAGUUCUAGCUCCACCAGCAGCGACACGGAAACUUCGCAAUCAAAAUCGAAGAAGAAGAAGAGUGACAAGAAGAAGUCGGAAAAGAUCAGCAAUGCUGGCAAGCUGGAGGACCUCCAGGCUGAGAUUGACAAGAUGAAAAAGCCAGCAGGUCUGAAGCAAGGACCUUCGCCAUACACCGGUCAUGGCCCCGGCCUUGGUCCUAGCGACAUGGAGGGUUGGCAUCCUGAGAUGAUGCAGCAGUUGCGUAUGAUGGAGAUGAGCGGUGAUCCGUACAGGAUGGGCCGCGUGAAUGGAAUGGACGCCACGGGAGCGAUGCAGGGCAAAUUCAAUCCUAUGACCAUGCGUAAUCUACGUGGUCCGCGGAUGCCGCCGAGGCCUGGAAUGCGGAGGCGAUAUGAGGAUGACGGGUUCGUGGAGAAUUAUGAGGACAUGGGAGGCGCGAGUCCGGGGAACCCUUACGCACACCCAAGUGCAAUGAGCGCCAAGAGAAGAAACAAGGAUUCGAUGCAGCCGAAAGGGCGAACAGGGUUCGGUCUUCGAGGAGGUCUUUUCGAUUCUGACAGUGAACCGAGUACGGCAAUACGUAAAAAUACCAGCAAAAGAGGCGGAGGCACUUUGGGCGGUCGUCUGGCACGAAGCGGAAGAAAUCGUCCACAUUUCGAGUUCGAUGAUACCAGUGUUAGCUUUGGACCGAGGAGACAGUCAGGUAUGGAAAGCUUUGGAACGGAUGAGGACGGCGAGCCUCCGAUGUACAACUUGCCCAAGCGCGGCGUCGGAGACAGGGACGAAGGUGCAUCGCCGCGGAAUGGACGGUCUCGUAUCAGUCCACCGGGGGGGAGGGGUGGGGUGCGCAGUGGGCGGACCGUGGGGAAGCAGGCGCGCGCUGAAACAGAUGACGAUGAAGACUAUUGA
Molecule: messenger RNA, 2020 nt
Organism: Macroventuria anomochaeta
Lineage: Eukaryota; Fungi; Ascomycota; Dothideomycetes; Pleosporales; Didymellaceae
Exons: 2
Coding region: 38-2020 (660 amino acids)
Source: RefSeq, a predicted model, not a curated record